This is a messenger RNA of Neopelma chrysocephalum (saffron-crested tyrant-manakin), 713 nucleotides long. RefSeq names its product adhesion G-protein coupled receptor G4-like. The record is from RefSeq and is a predicted model, not a curated record. The transcript is spliced from 3 exons. Bases 1 to 690 code for a protein of 229 amino acids. Lineage: Eukaryota; Metazoa; Chordata; Aves; Passeriformes; Pipridae.
AUGGGAACUGGCUUCUUACCCUUUUGGGCCCUGCAGCUGCUGGCAAAAACACGGGAUCUGCAUGGAGAACGACUGGAUUUACUGGGAAGAAAUGAUAAAUAUGUGUCCCUGGUCAACUUCAGCAUCCCUCAACUCUGUCAGUUCACAGUGUGCAUUGACCUAAACCGGACAGCCAAUGUCAGCUCGUGGGCAGCAUUUUCCUAUGACACUGACACCACCUCCACUGACAUAAGUGACUUAGAACUCGGGCUCUCUGGAGAAAACAAGCACCUGAGACUGUAUCUUUUUGGCACCAAACGAGACAUUGAGAUCGACCUGGCCCUUUUUGUGUGGUAUAGUGUGUGCUGCUUGUGGGACACCAGGAAGCAGCUGCUGGAGGUCUACUGCAAUGGGAACCUGGUGCACAGGGAAGCCCUGGGCAGUGCGGGGUGCCUGAAACCCAACGGCAGCCUCGUGCUGGGCCACCUGCACAAGAGGAGGGAUGGCUUCAUCGUGAGGAUCAGCAACAGCUUCAUCGGCAGCUUGUACUACUUCCAGCUGUGGGACCAUGUGCUGGGUCAGGAGGAGCUGCUGGGCUGUGCCAUGGGCAGCACUGUCAGCUGGAAGGAGGAGUACUGGAAUUUCAGCAGCGUCCUCCCCGUCGCGGACCCUCGGCUGCGCUGCGACAGGGGAAGGUGCACCUGGCUGUAGUUCAUGUGGAUUGUCCAUAUGGG